AUGCAAAAGAGAGAACUAAACAAGCCGGGCGGAGCCUCCGGAGGUGGCGCCGCCACCCCCUCCGCCAAGAGAGGCCGUCCUUUCGGAAGUGGAGGCAACAGCGCAUCAGCCUCCGCUGCCGCUGCCGCUUCAGGUGACUCCGCUGCCCCGUUUACCCUCCUCGGCCCCUCACUCCAGGUCCACUCUGCUUUCGCCGAGCAGAAUAGCAAAAGAAUUGUUUUGGCCCUUCAAAGUGGCCUGAAGAGUGAGCUGACGUGGGCUCUGAAUGCUCUCACGUUGCUUUCCUUCAAAGAGAAAGAUGAUGUCCGUAAAGACGCAAUUCCUCUUGCUAAGAUACCGGGCUUGCUAGACGCACUACUUCAAAUUAUAGAUGACUGGCGUGAUAUAUCCAUUCAAAAAGUCCUAAAAAAGACACAGACGGUUCGUGCAAAUUCUAGAGUUACUGGAUUUGGGAAUGAAUAUGAUACUGAUCCUGUUAUGUAUCCUAGUGCCGUAUCUGGUUCCUCAAAUAAAGAUGUGUCUCCACAGAAAGUUACUCCUAGUCCUAAAGCUCGCCCUUCAUGUUGGUGGCUUGAGGAAGAUGGCCUCUUUAAUCUUGAUGAGGGACGGGCAGAAAAGCAACAGUGUGCUGUUGCUGCUUCAAAUAUUAUUCGGAACUUUUCCUUCAUGCCUGAUAAUGAAGUUGCCAUGGGCCAAAAUCGUCAUUGUCUUGAGACUUUGUUCCAUUGCUUGGAGGGUUUUGCCACAGAGGACGAAGAACUUGUCACGAAUGCACUUGAGACGAUCAUGAACCUGGGCCCGUUGCUAGAACUUCGGAUAUUCAGCUCGUCAAAGACUUCAUUUGUGAAAAUGACAGAAAAACGAGCAGUUGAGACCCUCAUGAAAAUAUUGGGAUCCCCUGUCAAAGCAUGGCAUUGUGCAGCUGCAGAAUUAUUUGGCCGUAUGGUACUCAACCCCGAUAACGAGCAGUUUCUCUCGCCAUUUUUACCUCAGAUAUAUAAGCGAUUGGUUGAGAUGUUGAGCUUCCCAGUUGGUGAUACUCAAUCAGCUGCCAUUGGUGCGCUGUACAACCAUGCAGAAACUAGUAUGGACUGCCGUCUGAAACUUGCCAACGAGAGAUGGGCCGUAGAUCGGCUGCUGAAGGUGAUCAAGACACCUCACCCGGUGCCGGAAAUCUGCCGCAAAACAACUAUAAUACUUGAGAAUCUUGUUUCUGAGCCACAGAACAAGCCUCUGCUGAUUGCCUAUGAAAAUGUAUUCGCGGAUUUGCUUUUCUCUGAGACGAGGUACACUGAUGCAUUUGCCCGGAUACUGUACGAGUUGACUUCUCGACCAAACAGCAAAAUUGCACCAGCUCAUGGUAUUUGGGGUAUGUGA
Striga hermonthica is the source of this 1377-nucleotide messenger RNA. NCBI's taxonomy places the organism in Eukaryota, Viridiplantae, Streptophyta, Magnoliopsida, Lamiales, Orobanchaceae. The record is from the annotation of a GenBank genome assembly.